UUUAUCACUUUAAUUAUAUAAUCAAAAUAAUAAUAACCGUCGUACUGCAUACGGAUAAAUGACUAGUUAUUAUUAAAUUGGAAAAAGAAUAACAUAAGCUUUAUAAACACAAUAAUUAAGUAUAUAGAACUCAAUAUAAUUAAUUCUUGUAAUUUUAGAAUUUCAAAAAAAAAAAAAACCACCAGCAGAUAGCAGCGGAUAGUCAUUAGCCAAGAGUGAUAGGAGAGCUCAACAACAUCGUUUCUUAAGAAUUUUAAACCAAUCAUAUAUAAGGCCAUCGUAUAUUGUGUCUGGCGCGGGAAUUAUAGUCCGCGAUCUUACUAGUUUGUCGCCAUCCAUGACCACCAUCCCAUCCACUUCAGAUGUUUGAUAAAUUAACCCAAUCAGCACUUAAAACCAUUUUCCCUCACAAACUACAAUGAAUACUACUCACUUCUCACGCACAAUAAACAAAUUCAACAUCCUAACUCAACAAAUUCGCUUCUUUGUUCGUGACCCAUUUCCAAACAAGCUCACCCAUUACCUUCGGCGGGCUGAAUUAAUUGAUUCAAUUCGACUAGCACUUCGUUCAAAUUCACCUAAUUCCAUCACCACUUUUCUUAACAACACCCGCAUUUUGGACCCAUUUGUUAUAACUCACACAAUUCGCUCUGCUCCCAGUGCUGAUUCGGCUCUUUUCCUUAUUGAAAUCCUUAAAAAUAUCCCUCAUUUCACUCAUAAUCAAUCUACUAUUCACGCCCUAGCCACAGUCUUAGCUAGGUCAUGUAAAAGUUUUGAGUUGAAGUCGCUGCUUAAUGAGAUUAAUGUGGGAAAAUAUUGCAAUGUUCGUGUUAGUUUUAUGAAUCUCAUGCAAUGGUAUGCUGCAGUCGGUGACUUAGAUGCAGUUUUAGAUGUAUGGGAUGAGUAUAGACAUAGUGAUAAACGUGUUUGUACCGAGUCUUACAAUAUUAUUAUGAGUUUGUUUGCUAAAAUGGGUAAUGAUGCAAAAGCUGUUGAGAUUUUCUAUAGAAUGAUCGAUGAAGGGGCUAUUCCGAAUUCGAGAACUUAUACUGUUAUGAUUGAGCAUCUUGUUAAAUUAGGAAAGUUGGAUUCAGCUAUUGAGGUGUUCAGUGUGUUGCCUUUGAUGAGAAUUAAGAGGACACUAAAGCAAUAUUCAGUUUUGGUUGAUGGGUUUGUUGGCGUAGAGAGAUUUGAUGAGGUGAAAAAGUUGGUUAAUGAAAUGAAGGUUGAUGGGAAGUUUCCUGGCCGUGCUAUGCACUCAGCUUUGCAGCGUAUGCAAGAAGCGGGAUUUGUGGAGGAGACAAAGGAGUUUGUAAAGGAAAUGUUUCCUGAUGAGAGAAUUAAGAGUAUAGGAUCUUGCUCGGAUGGUAGUGAUGAUGAUGAGGAUGACUAUGAGAAUGUUAAUAAUGGAGAUGUUCAUACUGAUACUAGUGAAGUUAGGUUAAAACCAUGGCUAGACCCAAAAGCUUUGGCAAAUGCUUUGAGUCAAUGGAGUCCUGAAGUGGUGUCCAUGUUGGAGGAUGCAAAGUUUGUGUGGACGACUAGGUUGGUUUGUAAGGUGCUUAGAAACUUUAGUUCGCCUGAAACAGCUUGGUAUUUCUUUUGUUGGGUUGCUUAUCAACCAGGAUUCACUCAUGACGUUUAUACAGUUCAAAGGAUGAUGACCCUUUUAGCACGGCAUGGGAAAGUCGAAUUGGUUGAUAAACUCAUAACCAAAAUAAGAAUUGAGGGAAUGAGAUUGCCUUUUAGCACCAUUAGAUUGAUUAUUGACUUCUAUGGCAUUUCAAAGAAUGCUGAUGCUGCAUUGAAGGUCUUUCGCGAUGACAGACCACUCUGUGGUUCUAUUACAAAAUUUAAUUUGAUGCUUUUGUAUUCAUCUCUAUUGCGAACAUUGACCAAGUGUAACAGAAAUUCUGAUGCAAUUGAUGUGCUUGAAGAGAUGAUUUUGUGUGGGAUAAGCCCAGAUAUCCAAACAUAUUCUGGGUUAAUGUAUCACUUUGCAUUGCAAGGAGACAUUAAAACUGCGCAAAAAUUAUUUACUAUAGUAAGGCAGAGUGGUGUAGAGCCAGAUGCUUAUAUGUUCAAGGUACUGAUCCUGGCUUAUUGCAAAUGUGAAAGGGCUGCUCUUGCAUGGAGGGUUUUCGAAGACAUGAAGAACUCAAAUUUGAUGCCUGAUACUGCUACAAAGGAUUUCCUUAUCAAGAGUCUUUGGAAAGAAGGCAAGCGGAAAGAGGCCGCCAUUGUAGAAGAAAGCUGUGAGGAAAGCAAUAAUGUCCUUCCUCUUGUUUUACGAGGUCAUAUAUGGACAGUGAGCUCUGCAGAUCUCACAAGAGUGUAUAAUAUUUAUUCCAACACUUUCAAGUCAACUGCUGCCUAGAAUUUCCUGGGAAUUACAGCAAAGAGCAAACAAUGUACUAGCUCAGAAUGUAUUUGCAACUUUGGCACAGCCUUACAUAUAAAAUGAAAUGCCGUUUUCUCC
Messenger RNA from Ricinus communis (castor bean), 2479 nucleotides. Its product is annotated as pentatricopeptide repeat-containing protein At5g66631. Gene Ontology annotation, molecular function: protein binding. The record is from RefSeq and is a predicted model, not a curated record. Lineage: Eukaryota; Viridiplantae; Streptophyta; Magnoliopsida; Malpighiales; Euphorbiaceae. Bases 419 to 2377 code for a protein of 652 amino acids. The transcript has a single exon.